CCCCGCUGCGCGGGGAGCCUUCACCUAGCGGAUUUGAGAGGUAGCGACGGGAGCGGAUGAACCCAAGCUCAGAAGUUUACUGCUCUCUGCUUUAUCUUGUGGCCUGUGUUGUUUCCUGCAGUGAAUCUUUCUUCGUACUGAGUUAAUAAACACUGAGAUGGAACCUGAGAGGAAUGUGAUAGAGUGCAUGGGGACAUGGGAGGCGAGGGCAGCCGAACUCUUCACAGUCUGUGAUCGUGAGUGUAAGGGAUUCAUCACCAAACGUGAUCUUCAGUAUCUGUGGGGAGAGCUUCCUUUGGAUCCAGAUGAACUCGAAUCUGUGUUCGAUUCCUUAGACAGAGAUCAAAAUGGCUUCCUAAGUUUGCAAGAGUUUACGAAUGGGUUUGGUUCUCACUUAGGGUUGGUGAUAGAAUUCCGGGCAGACUCCUCAAGCAGCGGAUCAGAGGCCGAACAAUUCUUAGAAGCAGGGGAGGUCGGUAGCGGCGAUGUCAGCGGUACUGAGGACUGCCAACUAGACACUAUCCUUGCUCUCCUUGCCUCACAGGAUCUGGAUAGCAAUUCUGCAGUGGUGGAGGCAGUGUGGCAACAGAUCUCAGACUCUGGGGCCAGCAUGGAGAGGCUGGUGGCUGCUUUAUUACAAGAGCUCUCGAGGGUGAAGCUGGAACAUGGCCAUCUAGAGGCAGCAUUAGCAACUAAGACGGAUCAGUUCAACCAACAGGUAUCGCGGCUAUACGAAGAGUUGGAAGCUCAGAUCAGCGGCGAGCAGGCAAAGGCAGCACAGGAACAGAGACAGAGAGGUGCACGUGUACUCGCCACGCUAGAGGAGGAGGUGGCGGAGCGGGACGCGGCACUUAGGGCACUCGAGGAGGAACAGCAGGGCCUGAGACAGCGGCUAGAGCAAGCGGCUGCAGGAGAGGUUGCGGCAAGACAAGAUAACCUACGUCUUGAACAACACCUGAAACGCCUGGAGGAGGAUCUGAUGCAGCGGGAAGCAGAGGUAGAGGAACUGAUGCAGGCGCUUGACAUUCACCGCAGGAACACAAAGAAUGAGAAGCGUCGUCGGGCACAACAAGCCUUCAAGGUCACGGAAGGAAUCGCCAGGGAGAGAGAGAGCUUAGUGACUCAACUGGACCUUCUGCGCACCAUCAACACUCAGUUGAGAGAUGAGCAGGAUCAGAUAAUGCCGUGGAGUUUGAGGACGAGGGAAAGAGUUGAUCUUAUAGGAGGUGGAGAGGAAGAUAACUCCUCCCAGAGUUCACCUCCUCCUGAUCUACGUGGAAUUGCCUGCACUAGUCCUCCACCUCGUCCUAUUAUUUCAUUGCCACUCCUCACCACCAACUCAUCCUUCCAUAGUAGUGUUGGGACCGCCAGUGACUACGAGCAUGAUGAUGACUACUUCUCGGACACAAAGGUUGAGGUGCAACAAGAAUUUCCCUCUUCCUCUUCCCCUGGUGAGGUGAGCAUCCUACAGGAGAUCCUAAGUCAGCCUGCCUUAUGUGUGGAGUGUGGCGGCGCCCUUCCUUCCCGUCCCGCGGAGAGUUCAGCCGUAGGAACCUCCACAGCCCGCCCUCUGUUGUUGCGUCGCCAGGAUUCCUUCACUCAGACAUCGCCCACCUCUGAGACGUCUCCACGCAGCAUCGAGACCUUGGUGAACGCGUCAGACGAUGCUGAGGACAAAGGAACGAAGCGGAUCAGGUUCAUGGGAGAAUGCUGCAAUCACGAGAUACCAAAACCCUGCAUUUGUGACGGUCGCGUCAAAACAGCAACCCCAUCUCCUCCCCUGUGGUACUCUUCGUCCUUGGUCAUCUUCCAGCCACAUGCCGCUACCAUAUCAGCCAAACCUCUCCAUAUCACCUCACCAGUCAAGCCUCUCCACACUACCACACACUUUCACAUGGUCCACCACACACUGCACACUCACCACACCCACCACACUUUCCACACAUCCUUUACUUACUUUCAUCCUGAUAUCAGCGCCACAGCCACACGCCACACCAAGUCAACACAGAGUAUAGAGCACUACACACCACAACAGUCCCACACACCACCACAACAAACAACACAGGAACGUUAUCAUGUUCAUAUGCAUCAACGAAAAUACGCAAGAUCGAUCAGUCAAACUUCAUCAUGUAAUCCCACAACACCACAAGAACCUGUAUUAUCACAACAUGACGUAACACAGCACCACAGCACGUCACAUGAAUCCCUACAACAGUCACAGGAAGCAGAAUUACAUUACAACGAAAUAUGGAAACUUAUAAAUACUACAGUGUACAGUGAUUCACAGGGAAAACACAACAAUACACAGGGACAACACGAUGAUGGUAAAAAACACAGCGACACAAAGAAAGAGCAUAACUAUAGUAAAAAACACAGAAGUACACAGGAAAAGCCCAAACAUAUACAGGAAAACUUCUGCAAUACACAGAUAAAACAGUGUGAUAUACAGGAAAAAUACAUCAAUGCACAAGAAAAACAUAGUGAUGAUAAAAAGGACAGCAGUAAACAACAAAAACACUGCAAAAGUCUGGAAAAACACAACAGUGCACACGAAAAACAUAGCAAUGCACAAGAAAAACACAACAAUAGACAAGUCAAAUACAUCAGUACACAGAAAAAAUAUGACGAUACACAGGAGGAGCACAGCUAUAAUAACCAGAACAAAGAUACACAGAAAAGACAAAGCGAGACACAGGAAAAACACGGCAUUACUAAAAAACACAGCAACAUUGAAAAACACAACACAGAGCAACAUAGUAGCGCGGAAUACUACUACUUUGAUGUUCGAGAGCAACACACAGGACAACACAGGAAUACAGAAAUUGAACACAAUAGUACGGAACAAUACAUGGAGUCACAGGAACAACACACAAAGAAACUUAAUAUAAUAUAUGAAUGCAACAAUACACAAAAGCAAGGCAAGUCUUUCUUGGAACAACAAAACCAAACAAGCCAACACACCGACACGACGCAAGAAGACAUUAACAACACACAACGCAAAACACAAGAACAAAACAACGCUCCCUUUCAAAAAGAAGGCAACCCAGAACAACAACUAGACCGAUGUAACAUUAAACAUUACAACACCGACACACAGGAACCCAUAAGACAAAGAGGCAAUAACACUACAGGACAAACAGUCACUAAUUCACAUCCACAACAUAUCAACAACACAUUGCAAACACCCUUGAUAACUAACCAGAGCGUACACACAAUUGAAAACACAAGAAAAGAAAUCACCGACACAGGAAGUGGGAUAACUGAUGGAGUUGCUAAAGAGGACACAGUUAAGGACAAGACACUGAUCAGCAUUCCAGAAGACACAGAGCUUGAAGCAGCCACAUCCUCGUCCUCAUCACGCCAGGGGAACGCACUGAACCCAAACAUGACCAUCACUAUCCGAAGCAGCACCAACAGGAGAAACAUGCCAACCGGGGUAGUCACCCCCCUUAGACACCACUUCCUUAUGGACGCCACGGCGGAGGAGCAACCAAGGAUGGGUGAGGACGUUCACGAUGUCACGGAAAACAGCAAAGCCUGUGUGGAUCGGUAUCUUGGGAACCCUGCGGUAAAUGACGUUUACUGCCCCACCAGAAUGUUUAAAGUGGUGUUCAUCGGGGACAGUGGUGUUGGCAAGACGACCUUUAUUCAUAGGGCCUCAACAGGGGAGUACCGGCGGGAUUUCGGCUCAACAUUGGGCGUGGACUACCGCACAGUGGAGGUGAAGGUGCAUGGUGUCAUGGCCGUGCUGCAGCUCUGGGACACAGCUGGCCAGGAGAGGUUCAGAUCCAUAACACGGCAAUACUACAGGAACGCAGACUGUGUGGUGGUGAUGUAUGACCUCACCAGCGAACACACCUUUCUUAACGUGAUAGACUGGAUCUCCUCUGUCAGGGAGGCAGAAUCUGACGGUGUAAUGGUGGCGGUGAUGGGCAACAAGGAGGAUCUUGAAGAUCAGCGUAGAGUGGAUCUCAACGAAGCCAACAGAAUGGCUAAAAGACACAACUGCUACGUGUGUGAGUGCAGUGCAGCGAGAGGUUCCAGUGUGGAGGAGGUGCUCACUGAUCUUACCUCUCUCCUGCUGUCCGGCAACUCUCUGCAGGGGCAGCGAUCUCCAGUCAUCCUACUCAACCAGAGUCCUUCUAGAACGUGCUGCAGGUCAUAGCUAUCGUGUGCUGCCUGCCUGAUGUGUUUUAGGCAGGCCUGCUGUUGUAGAUAAUUUGGAAUCUUAAGAUGGUAUGAUCCAAUGACUCUCUAUAUUGAGAGAGAGAGAGAGAGAGAGAGAGAGAGAGAGAGAGAGAGAGAGAGAGAGAGAGAGAGAGAGAGGACAAAACUGGCAUCGGGAAAGGGAAACUAGAUCACUUACGAUCCAAAAACUGUGGCCCAUACGUAAAACAUAAAAACUCCUGGGUAUCCUCUAAAGGGAAGCUUUUGCAUUUUCAUUAUGACUUUUAUUAUUAUCCCAAAGAUUAGAAGUUAUUGAAAUUUUUUCACUGAGCAACCAUUAAAACAGUGGGCCCUCGAAAGAAAACGGUGUGAUCGAGUAAGGUAAGGCUUGUUUGUAUCCAUGUCAUUUUUCUAUCUAUAUAGUAUAUAUAGUAUGUUUGUUCAUCGGGUAGUGACAACAAGAAUAUUCAUUGUGUAUAAUAUAGCUGUGUACUGGUGUAACAUGUUGAUCAUGCCAUUUAUUCUGUUCGUAAUCGGGUGUUUAUGAAAUUGUAAUGAUAAAAGUUAGGCAAGGUAAACAUAGUUUAAGCAUUAUUGGUCGAAUUAUUUGAUGUUUUUUGUUUUUUUGUAUUUUCUCUCUUUUGUUUAUUGUUAUUCUUCUUACACUUAGACAACCAAUAAUGUGUAAUAUAUUACUACCUGUUUGAUUUAGUUUUACGUAUCUAUUUGCAUGCAAAUAAAGUACUGAAUACUA
Molecule: messenger RNA, 4921 nt
Organism: Portunus trituberculatus (swimming crab)
Lineage: Eukaryota; Metazoa; Arthropoda; Malacostraca; Decapoda; Portunidae
Exons: 18
Coding region: 158-4165 (1335 amino acids)
Molecular function (GO): GTPase activity; GTP binding; calcium ion binding
Source: RefSeq, a predicted model, not a curated record